UGCAGAGCCACUGAACGCUGCGCGCCACUGUUCUCUUAGAGGGCGGAGGAAGCCGACUGUUCCGGAUCUCUGCAUAGCAGGGCCCAACCUUUGCUCCAGAGAUCAUGGCUGCCGAGGAUGUGGUGGCGACUGGCGCCGACCCCAGCGAGCUGGAGGGCGGCGGGCUGCUUCAAGAGAUUUUCACGUCGCCUCUCAACCUGCUGCUCCUUGGCCUCUGCAUCUUCCUGCUCUACAAGAUCGUUCGCGGGGACCAGCCCGGUGCCAGUGGGGACAACGACGACGACGAGCCACCCCCGCUGCCCCGCCUCAAGCCGCGUGACUUCACCCCUGCUGAACUGAGGCGUUACGAUGGCGUCCAGGACCCGCGCAUUCUUAUGGCCAUCAACGGCAAGGUGUUCGACGUGACCAAAGGCCGCAAGUUCUACGGGCCGGAGGGGCCAUACGGGGUCUUUGCUGGAAGAGAUGCAUCCAGGGGCCUUGCCACAUUUUGCCUGGACAAAGAAGCACUGAAGGAUGAGUAUGAUGACCUUUCUGACCUCACUCCUGCCCAGCAGGAGACCCUGAAUGACUGGGACUCUCAGUUCACCUUCAAGUACCAUCACGUGGGAAAACUGCUGAAGGAAGGGGAGGAACCGACUGUGUACUCGGAUGUUGAAGAACCAAACGAUGAGACUGCCCGGAAGAAUGACUGAAGCAGUCAGGGGAGCAUAUCUAUUUUUGUAUUUUGCAAAAUCAUUUGUAACAUUCCAGUCUGUCUUUACAACAUGGUGAUUUCAAUAUUUAGAGAAGUUUUGAACUUGUUUUUUAAGUAACAUCACUAGUGACACCGAUAAAAUCAACUCGUCUUAGAAUGCAUGAUGUGUUUGUACGUCACAAAUCCAGAAAGUGAACUUCAAUGCUCUAAUGCAAAUGGUAAAGCUGUUUCUCUUCUAUCUGUAGUUAAAACAAACUGAAUUACAAUUUGAUUUUCCUGAGAGGGAAAACUUGGGUUAUGUCCACAAACUGGCCAAAAUGGCAAGUGCACACACACACACAGUGGCCAAAAUGGUUAAUGUACUAAGAAUGAAGAGAGAAGAACGUCUUAGCCAUGCUAUAGUCUGAAAACAAGCCCAUUUUACCCAACAGACUUAACUGCAUGAUUUUUGUUUUAUCUACCUCUAAAGCAAAACUGCAGUGUUCCAAAGUCUGUGGUAUUGAUUCAAAACAGAAGUCCAGUAACAAAAUGAAAACUCAAUAAUGGGUUUAGUUGGGGCAAACACAUUGCCUGUGUUCAUGGACUGAUUUAUCAUCCUUGUCCCCACGUGGACACUCCCACACACAGUAACUCUCACACAUCUGGCAAUUGGCAGUUGGAACUAAAACAGAAUCUGAAAAUUCAAGGUAGAACUUUGCAAAAGAAAAAUCUGUUGCUUGUAGCAGGGCAAUGGUUAUGUGGUUAUUGGCCAAAUGUAAAAUUUGAGAGCAAUAUACAGGACAGGAACAGGUGUGUGCUUUUCAAAAGCUUUCACUGACAUCUCUGAAGAAUGAGAAAACACUACAUGGCACUAGCUGGGUGAUUUUGAAAGGAAAAUACAUUCCCUAAGGUAACAUUUAAAUCCUUCUGUUGUUACAAAUCGUAGUAAACUUCAAAAUAGUAGUCAGGUGUCUAGGUCUUGGAUAAUACUCUUGGUUAAUACUAAACCUAGCUUAAGUAGACUCUACAGUUGUAUACAUUUGUAAAAGUAUUAUCUGAACAACUAGUGAGGUUUCAGACUCUUGUAAUUGUAGUUAAAUAGUCAUUGUAUUUUCUUGUGAGCUGUGUUUAAUGGUUUUAACUCAAAUCAGAAAAAAAAAUGAAGUGCUUGGAUCAGUUAAUAAAAUGGUUUUGCCCAAUA
Rattus rattus (black rat) is the source of this 1874-nucleotide messenger RNA. It is a transcript of the gene Pgrmc1, whose product is annotated as progesterone receptor membrane component 1. The record is from RefSeq and is a predicted model, not a curated record. NCBI's taxonomy places the organism in Eukaryota, Metazoa, Chordata, Mammalia, Rodentia, Muridae. Bases 105 to 692 code for a protein of 195 amino acids. The transcript has 3 exons. Gene Ontology annotation, cellular component: membrane; endomembrane system.